UUACAUUUUCUUUCCCAAGCUUUGCACUUUAAUCAUUUCACACGUGCUACCUUCCUUUUCUACGCCGGGAAAACCUCUCUCUCUCUCCUCUCUAAAAACUCAAAAUCCCGUUCGCUUUGCCAACGGCUCAUCUCAUCUCGGAAACUGCGACAAUAAAAUCCCCAGCCCUAAAAAAUAGACAACAAAAAUCAAUUUUCUCUCUUCGUUUCCUCACUGUCCAAACAAAAAAGGCACAAAUAUAGAAACAAAAAUACUAUAAUUUCUAAUUGGAGAAAGAUUUAUUUUUUCUCCGAGAAUUUUAUUGGGUUUGAUGUGAUCAGAUUGAUUUGAGUUCUGUACUUGUAGGGGAAUUGCUUCUUUUUUUUGGGGGGGUCGAGUUUUUUAGUUUGGCGUGUAACAUGGGAGCUGUGACGUCAUCGAUGGCGGCGAAGUUCGCCUUCUUCCCGCCAAACCCGCCAUCGUAUGGAUUGGAGGUGGAGGAGGUGAGUGGGAAGGUGAGGAUGACCGGAGUUGCGUCGGCGGCUGUGAAGGAAAAUGUCGACGUUUUGAAGCUUCCUACCAAGAGAGGAAACGACAUCGUUGCGCUCUAUGUUAAGAACCCUUUAGCUUCCCUAACCCUCCUCUACUCUCACGGUAACGCCGCUGAUCUGGGUCAGAUGUACGAGUUGUUUAGUGAACUCAGUGUUAUUCUCCGAGUCAACUUGCUGGGUUAUGAUUAUUCUGGUUACGGAAAGUCUACAGGGAAGCCGAGUGAACAGAACACUUAUGCUGAUAUUGAGGCAGCUUACCGGUGCCUUGUGGAGAAGUAUGGGGCGAAGGAGGAAGAUAUUAUUUUAUAUGGGCAGUCGGUUGGUAGUGGACCCACUCUAGAUUUGGCUAGCCGGUUACCAAGUUUGAGGGCUGUGGUUCUGCAUAGUCCCAUCUUGUCUGGUCUCCGAGUCAUGUAUCCUGUGAAACGAACCUACUGGUUUGACAUUUACAAGAAUAUCGACAAAAUACCCCUUGUCAAUUGUCCAGUUCUGGUAAUUCAUGGGAUUGCUGAUGAUGUAGUGGAUUGGUCCCAUGGCAAGCGACUGUGGGAACUUUGUAAGGAGAAAUAUGAACCAUUAUGGGUGAAAGGAGGGAAUCAUUGUGAUUUAGAGCUUUACCCGGAAUACAUAAAGCAUCUCAAGAGAUUCGUAUCAGUCAUUGAAAAAUCUCCACAUUUGAGAAAUGGGUCUGGAAAAUUUACAGAACAAUCAGAAAGUGCUCGAAAGAGCACAGAUUUUAGAGAAAAAUCUAGAUCGAGCACAGAUCGGAGAGAGAAUUCUAGACCAAGUAUUGACCAGAGAGAAAAGCCUAGAUUUAGUACAGACCGCAGUGAGAAGUCAAGUGUCGGGACCGAUAAGAGAGAGAGAUCAAGAAAGAGCGUGGAUCGUUCUGAGAAACCGAACAACUUGGAUCAACCAGAAAAGGCACGGAACAGCAUUGACCGCUUGGGAAGCAUGGUCAGAUCAGUUAGAUUAUGCAAUAUUGAUUGUUUCAAGCCAGCAGCAACCACUGUUUGAGGAAGACAAAGAGACCAAUUCUAGGCAAAGUUUAUUUCAAGGUUUACCUGUUAUUUAUUUGAUUGGUUGGGGGGAUUGAUUGUGUUGGGUGAUGGGAAAAUGUCAUGUUUUCUAUAUACCGAGGAGAAAGAUGAAAGGAAAUUUAAUUAAGAAUCUGAGCAAAUUGUUAACCUCAAUUUGUUCUCUUUCCAACAUAAUAAAUUUAACCCUGCUCUACUCUCAA
Messenger RNA from Humulus lupulus (European hop), 1770 nucleotides. RefSeq lists its product as uncharacterized. Lineage: Eukaryota; Viridiplantae; Streptophyta; Magnoliopsida; Rosales; Cannabaceae. The record is from RefSeq and is a predicted model, not a curated record. The coding region runs from base 399 to 1547 and encodes 382 amino acids. The transcript is spliced from 6 exons.